Messenger RNA from Osmia bicornis bicornis, 1171 nucleotides. RefSeq names its product cytochrome c oxidase assembly factor 4 homolog, mitochondrial-like. Gene Ontology annotation, cellular component: mitochondrion; cytosol; mitochondrial intermembrane space. The transcript is spliced from 2 exons. Gene Ontology annotation, biological process: mitochondrial respiratory chain complex IV assembly. Gene Ontology annotation, molecular function: peptidyl-tRNA hydrolase activity. NCBI's taxonomy places the organism in Eukaryota, Metazoa, Arthropoda, Insecta, Hymenoptera, Megachilidae. The coding region runs from base 409 to 831 and encodes 140 amino acids. The record is from RefSeq and is a predicted model, not a curated record.
CAAACGAAGUGGAAAGCGAUUGGCAGAGAGCUCGCUGCGUUCCCCCACCAUCGUCCAACCUGCGCGUCGCAGUUAUGGUCUCUGGUGAACUACGGUAUACACAUGCGCAUACGCGCGUGUACAUUCAUGCAAGUGUAAAACUAAUGACUUUGUAAUAAGUUACCAAAUGUGUUUAGUUGUUGUAAAUACAUAUACAUAUUCACAUAACGUAGUUUUAAUAUGACUAUUCGUUCAGUUAAACUAGAACAAGACGUUGAGGACCCAGUUGAAAGAAUGUUAGACAGAACCGGCUGAAUGUAUAGCAGAAACUCAAGACUGGAGAAAAUGUCAAGAACAAGUAAAAAAAUUUAAAGUAUGUAUGGAUGAAUAUCAAAGAAAACGGGAAAAAUCAUAUAUAUCUCAAUAAAUAUGUCGGUGAUAAUUAAUUAUAUAAAACGCAUGUUGAUUUAUCCUUUAAAUUAUUCUACAAAUGAACAAUUUAAAAUGGUACUUGUUGUAAGAUCAGAUAUAAGUAUGGGAAAAGGGAAAACUGCAGCUCAAUGUGCACAUGCUGCAGUAGAGUGUUAUCGUCAAGCAUUAAAUAAUAGAAACCAUCAACAGAUAUUUCGCUCUUGGUUAUCGCAAGGUCAACCUAAAAUUGUUUUAAGGAUAUCUAAUGAACAAGAAUUAAUGUUGCUAGCUCGUAGCGCACGUAAAACUGGUCUUAUUAUUUCUAUAAUAAAAGAUGCAGGUAAAACGCAAUUAAUACCUGGCACAAUUUCUACACUUGGAAUUGGGCCAGGUCCGAAACAAGCUAUAGACGACCUUACCUCAAAUUUAAAACUGUUGUAAGUUUUGAUACCACAGUUUUUUUAUCUAAUAGAGAAAUAUAUUUUAUAUUUUAAAUCUAUAAGAAAUUAAUUAAUCGAUGGUAUCUGAAUAAAUGAAUAAUUUAUUAGAAAUAUCACUUUGUUUUCAUGGAUACUUUAUUGUUUUAUUAAAUUUUUCUUUAUUUUUACUAGCACCAUACAUGUAAUACCAACAAAAUAUUAUCUUUUUAAUUUCAUGUGUUAACAAAAAUAUACAUGUAUAGGUAUAUUACUUUAGAUUAAAAAACAUUAUGAUAUUUUUUCUUUUGCAAUAGAUUGUUUUUUUUUUUUAAACAAAACAUUCAUAAAUUUAACCAUUCUUU